Messenger RNA from Ziziphus jujuba (common jujube), 953 nucleotides. RefSeq names its product CASP-like protein 1D1. The coding region runs from base 141 to 725 and encodes 194 amino acids. The record is from RefSeq and is a predicted model, not a curated record. The transcript is spliced from 3 exons. NCBI's taxonomy places the organism in Eukaryota, Viridiplantae, Streptophyta, Magnoliopsida, Rosales, Rhamnaceae.
AGUUCAGCUUUCUCAUAUCAACAACCACCAAUAACCCCAUACAUAUAGUAUAUAGAACUAGUUGAAGAGCAUUAGAGAGAGCACAAGAGAGAGUGGAUUUGUAGCUUAGUAGAGCCACCACACCUUUGAAUUGAGCAGCCAUGGCAUCCACUGAUCCAGAAUAUGGCACAAAACCCCAGCCUAAUCCACCAACUGCAGGCGAAAACAAGUGGAAAUAUUUAAAGGUUCCUCUGAGCUCACUGGACGCGGGACUUAGGGUGUUGUUGUUUGCAGCCUGUGUAACAAGUGUUGUGGUUAUGGUCACCAGCAAACAGACUAUUCAUCAAGGUCCUGUGUCUAAGGAGGCCAAGUUUAAUCACUCUCCUGCUUUGAUAUACUUUGUAGCGGCAUUAUCAGUUGCUGGCCUUUACAGUAUCAUCACUACACUAGCAUCAAUCUCCAUCAUCAUGAAGCCAGCAUUCUCAAGCAAGUUCAUACUCCAUUUUGCAUUCUGGGAUGUGCUUAUAUUUGGGGUGGUCGCCUCAGCAACAGGCACCGCUGGUGCUGUUGGAUAUGUCGGGUUAAAGGGAAAUAAACAUGUCCCAUGGCAGAAGGUUUGCAAUGUUUUCGACAAGUACUGUCGACAUAUUGCAGGCUCGCUUGCAGUUUCAUUGUUCGCGUCCGUUGUGCUAGUCUUGCUCAUCUGGCUCUCUGCUUUCACCCUUCACAAAAAAAUCCCCAAGUAGAGCUUCUUAAAACACCAUAGAUGCAUUAAAUUUGUGUGUUGCUAUAUCAAAUGAUAUACAGUGUCUGAUUUUGUCUACAUCUUAUGGUUCUUAAUUUGUCAUUGUAAAUGUUGUUCAUUUGUGCAGUCCGUGGUUGUCCUUUUGAUUUGUCUUUGUACCAUUUGUUAUUUAUGGGGUAAUGUAAUUGAACGUGAUUGAACGAUUGUAAAAAUGUUAAACUGUUUCCAA